AAGUGAAGCCUCUAAGCUGUAUAGAAUUGGCCAUGAUUAUUUAUCAUUCCGUUCCCUGCAAACUGGGGCGACUGAUAAAUUAUUCAAGAACAGAGUGGCGUUAGUAAGGCGUAAAACUUCUAAUCGAACGGUUCGAAAUGUCUUCCGUGCCGGGUGUGGAAAAACGACCUUCCGUAUAUGAUCAGUACGUUACGACACUGGAACCAAGGUAUCGGGAAAAGGCGCGUCUGGAGCUGCACGAGGACGAUAACACCCGGGGGCCGGCCUUGGCCCAGAUGCGUGAGUUCAUUGCGAAACAUCCGCAAAUUAUUCGCUGUCGAACCGAUUCCGUGUUUUUGCUGCGGUUUCUACGCUCGCAGAAGUUUAAUGUUUUGGCUGCCCAAAGGAUGCUCGAAAAAUGGCUCGAAGCCGGUCACCUUGGUUACGAAUUUUUCGUAGAAAUCGAUCCGUAUCGGUUGGAACCAUUAAUUGACAGAAAUAUCGUUGUUCCACUGGGAGCUGAUAACCAGGGACGGCUGGUACUGGUAACUCGAUUGGGUCGGUUUGAUAGCAAGACCACCUCACCGGAGGAGCAAACCCGAUUGAUCAGUCUCUCGUUGGAAACUUAUCUGGAUACGGAGAUUUACCAAGUUACCGGCCUGGUUAUCAUAUUUGACUUUCAAGACGCAACUAUGGCCCAUUUUGGAAUCUGGACGAUUCCCAAACUAAAGGUAAUCAUCAAUGCACUGAAUGACAUUCUAGCAUUCAGGAUCAAGGAGAUACAUUCAGUGCAGCUACCCAAGUUUGCCACAAUGAUCGCUGAUUUCUGUAUAGCGGGUCUGUCGGAAAAAUUACAGCGUAGGAUCAAGUUCCAUAAAACAAUUGACGAUCUGAAAAAUGAAAUUGAUGAGUCCGUACUACCGACAAUCUAUGGUGGAAAACGAUCGUUGGAGGAUGCGAAUGAGGAAUUUCGCAAGCGUGCCUUUCAGGAACGGAACCGGCUGCUGAAGCAGGCGGAAAUGUACAUCGAUCUGUCGAUUCCCUCGCCGAACGGUAAAAACAGCAGCAGGGGCGUUUUGCAGCGGGAAAUUUCCGAAGAAUCUGUGGUGGGAAGUUUUCGUCAUUUGAAUGUCGAUUAGAUUUAUGUUUGGUUACUAUCGUUAGUUUGGUUUCCGGAUUUCGUAACUGUUAGUUUCAAGAAUUGCUCAUGACAGCUGUAACAUGUGAUAAUAACGCAGAAGUAGAGGUUUAUUUUUGAUGUUGAAUAAAAUAUUUUUUUUUUUUGUUCAGUUUAGGUUAUAUCUUUUAUGAUCCUAGCGCAGAAAAAAGGCAAACAAUAUAGUGAACAAAAUAAAUUAAAUAU
Wyeomyia smithii (pitcher-plant mosquito) is the source of this 1342-nucleotide messenger RNA. RefSeq names its product clavesin-1-like. The transcript is spliced from 2 exons. Gene Ontology annotation, molecular function: phosphatidylinositol bisphosphate binding. Bases 138 to 1118 code for a protein of 326 amino acids. The record is from RefSeq and is a predicted model, not a curated record. Gene Ontology annotation, cellular component: membrane. NCBI's taxonomy places the organism in Eukaryota, Metazoa, Arthropoda, Insecta, Diptera, Culicidae.